Musa acuminata subsp. malaccensis (wild Malaysian banana) is the source of this 2054-nucleotide messenger RNA. RefSeq names its product leucine-rich repeat receptor-like protein FASCIATED EAR2. NCBI's taxonomy places the organism in Eukaryota, Viridiplantae, Streptophyta, Magnoliopsida, Zingiberales, Musaceae. The record is from RefSeq and is a predicted model, not a curated record. Gene Ontology annotation, molecular function: protein binding.
ACCUGAAGUUAAAGCCCACCCCACCCCACCCUCUCUCUUUCUUCCUCCUUUGCCAUCUUUACUCUGCUGUGACUUGGUUGCCAUGCCGAGGCUUGAGGCGGAGGUUGCAGUGUUGCUGUGUGCUGUCUUCUUCGUUCCCGCCUCCGGCAUCCUGCACCCGGUGGACUACUUGGUGCUGCAGUCGCUCCGCCAGUCGCUGGCCGACCUCCCGGGCUCCGCCUUCUUCGCCAGCUGGGACUUCACCGCUGAACCCUGCGCCUUCGCCGGCGUGCUCUGCUCCCGCGACCGCGUCGUCGCCCUCUCCCUCGGCGACCCCCGCGCUGGCUCCCCGGGUCUCACUGGCCACCUGCCCUCCUCCCUCAUCCGCCUCUCCGCCCUCGCUGAGCUCUCCCUUGUCCCCGGCCGCGUCGCUGGUCCCCUCCCUGCUUCCCUCCCUUCCAGCCUCCGCUUCCUCGCCCUCUCCGGUAACCUCCUCUCCGGCUCCCUGCCCCCCUCCCUCUCCGCCCUCCGCCGCCUCCGCACCCUCGACCUAAGCUCCAACCGCCUCUCCGGCUCUGUUCCCCCCGCCAUCUUCCGCCUUCCGGAGCUCCGGACCCUCAUCCUCGCCCACAACCGCCUCUCUGGCCCCGUCCCCGCUGUCGCCUCCGCUCCUCUCCUCCGCCUCGACCUCAGGAGUAACGCCCUCACCGGCUCCGUCCCCUUCCUGCCCCCGUCCCUCGUCUACCUCUCCCUCGCCUCUAACCGGCUCUCCGGGUGGGUGGACCGGGUGCUCCCCCGGCUCACCCGGCUCCAGUUCCUCGACCUAUGCAUGAACCACCUCUCCGGCCCGCUCCCGGGAGUCCUCUUCACCUUCCCCGUCUCGACUCUGCGGCUGCAGAGGAACCAGUUCUCGGGUCCGCUCCGGCCGGCCAGCCCACUGCCGGUAGAGGGGGCCACGGUCGACCUGAGCUACAACCGACUCACGGGAAACGUACCGGCGGAGCUGGCGCCGGCUGGCCGGUUGUACCUGGACUUCAACCGUUUCACAGGGCAGUUGCCGGCAGCGCUGGUCGACCGGGUGGUGGCGGGCCGCAUGCGGGUGCUCUACUUGCAGCACAACUACCUGACGGGGUUCGGGAUCGGCGGCGCGGCAGCCUCCGUUCCGGCGGGCAUGUCUCUGUGCUUGCAGGACAACUGCAUGGUGCCGCCGGUCAACGCGGCGUGCCCGCGCAACGCCGGGCCGCAGAGGAUGCGGCCGCCGGAACAGUGCGCUGCCAUCAGGAACAGGGGCUGAUCGAAACGGAUGGUGAUUCUUCCGUUAAAUCCUCGUCCCGCAAAAGAAAUUAAUGGUAGAGUGGAUCUCUUCUCCCUGUCACCGAUCCAUGAACACAAAUGCCACGGAAGCAAUCUUCAAUCUGCAAUCUGCGACAUUGCAGCCUUGAGUGACUACUCUUGACUGUAUCACUAACUUCGAAAUGUAUCGAAGUCAGCUUAAAAGAUGCAGAGAUGUUGAAAAGGUGAUGACUCUGCUUUGCUUCGCAGGCACAGCUGUGAGUGGGUUGGACUGUGGGGAGGUCUACGGAGCUGCGAUUUCUUUGUCAGAGAGAUUCUCCAUUGCAGGAGACACGUUCUUGCAUCAAUAAUUAUGAUGCUACCUUGGUUCCAUGAUGGAGGAGAGAAUCCUGUGAGCUACACAUCAUCAAAAGAUUACUCUUUGCAGCAAAGAAUUCUCCCGAUGCAGUGUAAACGUCCACCAUCUGCAUUUAUUCACCCCAUAGGAACGAAGCACUGUUCUUCUCCAUCGCCCCACACGUCCAAGAAAGAGAAGCCAUGCAUUGAUGACACUGUCACGCUCAACCGUGAUGGGGACUUAACAUGCGAUGCCGGUCUCACAAACACAAGGCUUCAUUAUUCGGCUCACAUGGCCAUGGCCUUCGUAUCCCCACGUACUGCUCUGCUUCUCUCACAUGAUGGAUGAUGAGGCAUAAUUCAUUUGUGCCGCAAAAUAUAUAAUAUGUAAAUGACUGUCACGUAUAUAAUAUAUAAACAUGACCAAACCUAAUGAAUGCACGAAU